This is a messenger RNA of Haliotis rufescens (red abalone), 501 nucleotides long. RefSeq names its product toll-like receptor 1. Gene Ontology annotation, biological process: immune response; toll-like receptor signaling pathway; inflammatory response. Gene Ontology annotation, cellular component: membrane. Gene Ontology annotation, molecular function: transmembrane signaling receptor activity. Bases 1 to 501 code for a protein of 166 amino acids. NCBI's taxonomy places the organism in Eukaryota, Metazoa, Mollusca, Gastropoda, Lepetellida, Haliotidae. The transcript has a single exon. The record is from RefSeq and is a predicted model, not a curated record.
AUGUACUUGCUCCGACGUCACGAUGACCGAAUAGUCGACGAACAACAUCUCACCUAUGAUGGCUAUGUGGUGUACUCUACAGAUGACACGCCAUGGAUCAUAAAGGAGGUGCUUCCAAACUUGGAGGAGAAACAUGGCCUUGCUCUUUGUGUACAUGAGAGAGACUUUGACGUUGGAGGGGCGAUCGUUGACAACAUUGUGGAAAGUGUGGAGGAGAGCAGGAAGGUUCUCAUUGUCCUGUCUAAAAACUCGAUCCAGAGUAAAUGGUGUCAGUUUUCCAUCAAUUAUGCCCAUAGAAAAUCAUUGGUAAACGGCCCAGAAUCUCUGAUUGUGAUACUAAAAGAAGAGAUCUCAAGUAGGUUUGUGUCAAGCAGUAUCCGGCUGUUGCUGGAUCCCCAGACGUACAUCCUGUGGCCAGCAGACGAUGAAGAUGUAGACGCAAGGGUACUCUUCUGGGAGAGAGUAGCAGCUCGGAUGAAGGGGGUAACUGGGAGAGAGUAG